AUGAGGUUGUGGAGGUUCUGCGUGCUGCUGUCGACUGCAGUGGCAGCGGUGCCGCUCGUGGACGCCGGUAUCCUGUAUCCCAGGGAGUCCGAGUCCAGGGAGGUGAGGUCUCUGGACGGCCUCUGGAACUUCAAGCUGGACCCGGGCGACGAGGGCCACGCUCAACAGUGGUACGCCGAUGACCUCGCCUGGGUAGGAGAGGUGCUGGCGAUGCCGAUACCGGCCAGCUACAACGACGUGACUCAGCUGAAGGAGGUGCGCGACCACGUGGGGCUGGUCUGGUACGACCGGCGCUUCUUCGUGCCGCGCUCCUGGCAGUCGCCCAACACCCGCGUGUGGCUGCGCUUCGGCAGUGCAACCUAUGCCGCUGAAGUGUGGGUGAAUGGCAACAAGGUGAUGGAACAUGAUAUUGGCCAUCUACCAUUCCAAUCUGAAGUCACAUCUGUCAUUAGCUAUGGAGGAAACAAUCUAGUUACAGUUGCAGUGAGCAAUUUGCUUAAUAAUGUAACUAUUCCACAAGGCUCAUUUACAACACUGGAGACUACAAAUGGCACCAAGACAUACCAGAGCUAUACAUUUGAUUUCUUUAAUUAUGCGGGCAUUGAUCGGCCUGUUUAUCUCUACACCACACCAGGGGUCUGCAUUGAUGAUAUCAGCAUUACAACUGACUACUUACCUGAUGGGACAGGCUCUGUGCAAUAUAAUGUGACAGUAGAUGGUCAGUCUGCUGAUCUUGUUUCCUGUACUAUGUCCCUUCUGGAUGCAGAAGGCCAGGUUGUAGCCAACAGUACAGGUUUCUCUGGAGAGUUGACUGUCACAAAUGCCAAUGCUUGGUGGCCAUAUCUUAUGAACCCUGUACCAGGAUAUCUCUACACUCUUGAGGUUCAUGUGAUAUCUCCAGAUGGGGCAUCAGAUGAUAUUUACAGGCUUCCUGUUGGAAUACGGCGUCUCACCUGGGAUAGCUCAUCAUUUCUUAUCAAUGGCAAACCCAUUUACAUAAGAGGUUUUGGCAGACAUGAAGAUUCUGAUAUUCGUGGGAAAGGUCUUGAUCUUCCUUUGGUGACUCGUGAUCAUAACUUGUUAAAGUGGGUGGGAGCAAAUUCUUAUAGGACAUCACAUUAUCCUUAUGCAGAAGAAAUAAUGGACUUUGCUGAUAAGGAAGGCUUCAUCAUAAUUGAUGAGUGCUCAGCAGUGAACAUUGCAAACUAUUCGGAAGAUCUACUUGAAAAUCACAAACGCUCACUGACUGAGCUAAUCAACAGAGAUAAAAAUAGACCUAGUGCUAUCAUUUGGUCAGUAGCUAAUGAGCCUCUUACUGAACUAAAUGGAACAGAGGAUUAUUAUAGGAAAAUUAUCAAUCAUGUGAAAAGUCUCGACACAACUCGUCCUACUACAAUUGCUCAGUCAGAAAGCUGGUCUAAAGAUCAGGCAAGUCAGUUCUUGGAUAUUAUUGGAGUGAACCGUUACCUUGGGUGGUAUGAGAAUGGAGGGCUUCUUGAAACAAUUGAACCACAGUUCAUAAUGGAAAUUGAUAUGUGGAGAGAAAAGUACAACAAACCAAUAAUAAUUACAGAAUAUGGAGCUGAAAACAUUGUUGGGUUGCACUCGCAACCUGAAUUCAUGUGGUCAGAGGAGUACCAAGGAGCUUUAUUUUCUGCAUUCUUCAAAGCUUUUGACAAACUUCGAGAAAGAGAUUACUUUGUUGGGGAAAUGAUAUGGAACUUUGCAGAUUUCCAAACUGCUCAGAAUUCCAAACGUGCUGCAGGAAAUAAGAAGGGAAUCUUUACAAGAGCACGGCAACCCAAAAUGACAGCACAUAUGGUGAGACAGCGGUAUUGGUCCCUUGCCAAAGAAGAUUAUAAUGUAACGCUUCCUGAAGAUCUUAACCCCUAUGUUUGCAGUACUUGCUGA
Molecule: messenger RNA, 1911 nt
Organism: Schistocerca serialis cubense
Lineage: Eukaryota; Metazoa; Arthropoda; Insecta; Orthoptera; Acrididae
Product: beta-glucuronidase-like
Exons: 12
Coding region: 1-1911 (636 amino acids)
Biological process (GO): carbohydrate metabolic process; glucuronoside catabolic process
Molecular function (GO): carbohydrate binding; beta-glucuronidase activity
Source: RefSeq, a predicted model, not a curated record